UUGCAUUGAAUUUGAUAUCAUCACCAUAACUGAUCCCCUCACUUGAUCCCAUUACCCACAUUCUGUCUCCCCAAGCACACAUCAAAGGCUCAUUUGCCCCGGAGAAUUGCCACAUUAGUUAUGGAGAUCUUAAUUUGCUUCCUCCUCUUUCUCGUUGCUCUUCUCUCAUUUCCUUUGCUAAGUAAACAGAAGAGGAAAAGCAAACACAGAGCUAAGCUCCCCCCUGGUUCAAUGGGUUGGCCUUUUGUAGGAGAGACCCUCCAACUCUAUUCUCAAGACCCAAAUGUCUUCUUUGCUACAAAGCACAAAAGAUAUGGAGAAAUAUUCAAAACCCACAUCCUUGGCUGCCCCUGCAUCAUGUUGGCCAGCCCCGAAGCUUCCCGGUUCGUGCUCGUAACUCAAGCUCACUUGUUCAAGCCUACAUAUCCCAAAAGCAAAGAGAAGCUCAUCGGCCCCUCUGCGCUGUUUUUUCACCAAGGAGACUGCCAUACUCGGCUCAGGAAGCUCGUCCAAUCCGCACUCUCUCCCGAAACCAUUCGCAAGUUCAUUCCGAGUAUCGAAGAAGUCGCAGUUUCCACCUUGGAGUCAUGGGCUAAUGGGCAGGUCAUCAACACCUUCCAUGAGCUGAAAAAGUUAUCUUUCCAUGUCGGCAUUCUUUCAGUUCUUGGUCACUUGGUCAGGAAUCACAAGGAAGAGUUGAGCAGAAACUACUACAUCCUGGACAAGGGUUAUAAUUCCUUUCCAACAAACAUUCCUGGAACUGCUUAUAGCAAAGCAAUCUUGGCUAGGAAAAGGCUUGGUGAGAUAAUAAGUGAGAUAGUUUAUGAUAGGAAGGAGAAGAAAUUGUUGGAGAAGGACCUCUUGGGUCAUAUGUUGAACUUCAAAGAUGAGAAGAAGAAGGGUUUAACCGAUAACCAAAUCGUCGAUAAUGUCAUCGGAGUACUAUUUGCCGCUCAGGACACAACGGCGAGUGCACUAACAUGGAUUCUCAAGUACCUCCAUGAUGACCAGAAACUUCUUGAAGCUGUGAAGGCAGAGCAGAAGGCAAUAUAUGACAAAAAUGAUGGAGGGAAGCAGCCCUUAACAUGGGCUCAGACUAAGAACAUGCCACUAACAUAUAGGGUUAUACUAGAGAGCCUGAGGAUGGCAAGCAUCAUAUCUUUCACCUUUAGGGAAGCAGUGGUCGAUGUUGAAUACAAAGGAUAUCUCAUUCCAAAAGGGUGGAAAGUGAUGCCAUUGUUCAGGAACAUUCAUCACAAUCCAGAAUUCUUCACAGAUCCUCAGAAAUUUGACCCAUCUAGAUUUGAGGUUGCUCCAAAGCCCAAUACUUUUAUGCCAUUUGGCAACGGCGUUCAUGCUUGUCCAGGAAAUGAGCUUGCCAAGUUGGAGAUGCUUGUUUUUGUCCAUCAUCUCGUGACCAAGUUUAGGUGGGAAGCGGUGGGAUCCCAAAGUGGGAUUCAGUAUGGUCCAUUCCCAGUCCCUCUGAAUGGACUCCCAGCCAGGUUUUGGAAACAACCCAGCUGCAAUCUGAACAGAACCAUCAAGCACUCUGCUCCUUAGCCCUUAACAUAAGAGAAGAUGCUUUCCCCAGUUACCUUCAAUUUUCCACUCUGACCCCAAUUAUCUAUGUAGAGCCCUUAAGUUUUAGGGGCCCCUGUCCUCCUCCUCUCUCUCUCUCUCUCUCUCUCUCUCUCAAAAAAGUAUAUGCACUAUGUUUUUUUCCAUUUUUAGAACUUGCAAUUUGUAACUUUGAUUUUGACAGUAAAUGGAAAGAGACUCGAAGAGCAUUAUGAAUGGCAAA
Messenger RNA from Malania oleifera, 1801 nucleotides. RefSeq names its product abscisic acid 8'-hydroxylase 4. Gene Ontology annotation, molecular function: heme binding; iron ion binding; (+)-abscisic acid 8'-hydroxylase activity. NCBI's taxonomy places the organism in Eukaryota, Viridiplantae, Streptophyta, Magnoliopsida, Santalales, Ximeniaceae. Gene Ontology annotation, biological process: sterol metabolic process. The transcript has 9 exons. The record is from RefSeq and is a predicted model, not a curated record. The coding region runs from base 121 to 1560 and encodes 479 amino acids.